AUUAUCAUUAAAAUAUGAUAUCUUAUUUUAUUAAAAUAAAUAAAUGCAGAAAUAAAAGCUAUCCUUCUCUCUUUCUGUCUGAAGUCUUUCUCAUCAUUUCCUCUCGGUUUCCUCUUCUCAAUAUAAUUUUUUUUUCUGCACAAAUCAAAACAUUUCUUCUUCUUCUUCUUCAUUGUCUUAUAGAGAAUAACAUUUUCUUUUUUAAAAAAUGCCUGCUUGGUGGGGUAAAAAGUCGAAUAAGAACAAAGAAGAGAGUCAAAAUCGAAGUCCACGAGGCACUAGCAUCGGAGUAAUUAAGCUUUUGCCUAAUAAACCAGAUGCUACUGCCGGAUUUUCCUGCGGCGGCGCUGCUGGCAAAAUGAAAGUAGCCGCCGCCGCCGCCGCCGAUGACAAGAACAACAACUACUCUAAGAGCUUUGAUGGUGGAGGAGGGCUUGUUUUAACCACCAGUAAUUCACCACGUGCCAGCAGGGAGUUCAGCGUUGUUGUUGGUUGUAGUGGUGGUGGGUCAUCCGGGUUUUCGGGUUUGGAUUCGGAUUCAGGUGAAAAAAUAGGGAUUCCUUUGCCUACACCAUCCAUCUCACCGAUGCAGAGUGAUCAUGUUGUGGGGUUAGGAUCUGGGUGGCAUUCGGUUUCAAGUGAUAGCUCUUCUGAAGAUAAUCAGAUUGCAAAUGAUCCGGUUCAAUUCCUUGCAUACAGGUCCUAUAUUGAUCCCAGAGGCCAAGGUGAACCUAGAAUGAACACGAGGUCGAGAAGCCCUGGUCCGGGGUCGAGAGGAGCAACCAGCCCGACAUCACCUCUUCAUCAUCAAUUGUCUGCGGUUAGUCUAGAGUCUCCUACAGGCAGAAAGGAAGAUGGCAAGUCCGUGUGUCAUAAGUUGCCUCUUCCACCAGGUUCUCCUACUAGUCCCUCUGCUGCCCUGCCUAGCACAAGAACUUGUGGAGUGAAUGAAAAUACACCUUUUACUCUAUCGAAAUGGCGAAGAGGUAGACUCUUAGGAAGGGGAACUUUUGGACAUGUUUACCUUGGGUUUAAUAGUGAAAGUGGGCAGAUGUGUGCAAUAAAAGAAGUCAGGCUUGUCUCUGAUGAUCAAACAUCAAAAGAAAGCCUCAAGCAACUGAACCAGGAGAUAAAUUUGCUUAGUCAGCUAUCUCAUCCAAACAUUGUUCGGUACUAUGGAAGUGAACUGGGUGAAGAAACACUCUCAGUUUACUUGGAAUAUGUCUCUGGUGGUUCAAUCCACAAAUUGCUUCAAGAAUAUGGUGCCUUCAAGGAACCUGUCAUUCAAAACUAUACAAGACAAAUUCUUUCUGGGCUUGCUUACUUGCAUGGAAGAAAUACAGUCCACAGAGACAUAAAAGGGGCAAACAUAUUAGUAGAUCCUACUGGUGAAAUCAAGUUGGCUGACUUUGGCAUGGCAAAACAUAUAACAGCUUGUGGUACAAUGCUUUCAUUCAAGGGAAGUCCUUACUGGAUGGCACCUGAGGUUGUAAUGAAUACAAAUGGCUACAACCUUGCAGUGGAUAUCUGGAGUCUAGGCUGUACCAUACUUGAAAUGGCUACAUCAAAACCACCAUGGAAUCAGUAUGAAGGGGUGGCUGCAAUAUUUAAAAUUGGAAACAGUAAAGAUAUCCCAGAGAUUCCUGAUCGCCUUUCUAAUGAAGCUAAAAGUUUCAUAAGGCUUUGCUUGCAAAGAGAACCGUCAGCACGUCCUACAGCCUUGCAACUGCUAGAUCACCCUUUCAUUCAUGACCAAGCAACUACAAGAGUUGCAAACAUCAGCAUAACCAAGGAUGCAUUUCCUUACACUUUUGAUGGAAGCCGCACUCCGCCCAUAUUAGAACUGCAGUCCACUAGAAAUAAUGUCCCUUCAUUUGAUGGAGAUUAUGAGAUGAGGGGAAUGACUACAACUUCAAGAGCUUUGAGGAAUCCGAGAGAUAAUGCAAGAGCAAUCACAUCUUUGCCUGUAUCUCCUUGUUCAAGUCCAUUAAGAUAUGGUGCAGCUCACAAGAGUUGUUUUCUUUCUCCUCCUCAUCCGGCUUAUCAGUUUGUAGGACAGAGCGGAUACUUGUGUGAUAUCUCUGGGAAUGCUUCGAGACCAAAUCCAAAGUACACUUUGGAUCCUUGGCUUCAAACUUCACUACUAAAAGUUCAAACACCGAGCACCCCUCCACGAACGAGACCUAUUUGAGAUAAUUGUAAAUAGGGGACAGGACAAAUAUCCAUUUCCUCUCCAUCCCCAAGUCCAAUGAAAUUGAGUAUUUUUCUUUGAUGGAAGGAUUCUCCCUCCCUAUUCUGGUAAAUUUGGCCAUCCCAUUCUUCUAGCCAACUAGAAAAGUGAUUGCAUUUUUAGCUUAAGGCUACGCGUAGUGGGAAUAUUAGGGGACAAUGGGAGUUUUGUUGCAGGGUGAAGAUAAAACGAUGCUCCAAUACUUGAACUUGUAACACUCUCGUUGAUUUUUGUAUAUGGAAGGUGGUCACUUAGCCUGUAACAUUCUCGUUGUUCUAUACUAGUUAAUGAUGCACGUAAUACCGUUACUGGUUGAACAGGUAA
Messenger RNA from Gossypium arboreum, 2554 nucleotides. RefSeq names its product mitogen-activated protein kinase kinase kinase 3. Gene Ontology annotation, molecular function: ATP binding; protein kinase activity. The record is from RefSeq and is a predicted model, not a curated record. NCBI's taxonomy places the organism in Eukaryota, Viridiplantae, Streptophyta, Magnoliopsida, Malvales, Malvaceae. The coding region runs from base 209 to 2191 and encodes 660 amino acids. The transcript has 11 exons. Gene Ontology annotation, biological process: protein phosphorylation.